AUGUCAUACUUUGUGUCUAAAACUCAUUCCUUCACGCUAAUUGUCUCGCUAUUAGCUUCCUCCUCUCCGUAUCUUAUACCUCUGACGCGGACCCAGUAUACUUUGACACAUUCUUGGAUCAUAUGUAUCAUGCGAAGCACAGAAUAUGCUUAUAAAGACAUCAUGUGCGACGUCCGGCUCGCUACAACCACAGGCACACCUAUCAGUAUAAAAAAGCGAGAGGCUCCUUCACAUCUCCGUAUCAGUGAUAAAGGUUCUGUGAGCGGUAAAUCGUCCAGGAAUCUUCCCAUGAUGCCAUUAGAGCCCGCGCUGAUAACAGAACUCGGUUUUUAUCUGCCCGCGUACGUCAUGCAAACUCCCCCAGCAGACUCCCCAAAAAAACUCCCCAGCACACUCCCCAACAAACUCCCCCAGCAGACUCCCCAAAAAAACUCCCCAGCAGACUCCCCCAGCAGACUCCCCAAAAAAACUCCCCAGCAGACUCCCCCAACAAACUCCCCAGCAGACUCCCCCAAAAAAACUCCCCAGCAGACUCCCCCAACAAACUCCCCAGCAGACUCCCCAAAAAAAACUCCCCAGCAAACUCCCCAGCAGCAGCAGUAG
Messenger RNA from Penaeus indicus, 603 nucleotides. RefSeq lists its product as uncharacterized. Lineage: Eukaryota; Metazoa; Arthropoda; Malacostraca; Decapoda; Penaeidae. Bases 1 to 603 code for a protein of 200 amino acids. The record is from RefSeq and is a predicted model, not a curated record. The transcript has 4 exons.